Messenger RNA from Equus quagga, 1170 nucleotides. RefSeq names its product high mobility group box 2 (gene HMGB2). The transcript has 5 exons. Gene Ontology annotation, cellular component: nucleus. Gene Ontology annotation, molecular function: DNA binding, bending. Gene Ontology annotation, biological process: regulation of transcription by RNA polymerase II. The record is from RefSeq and is a predicted model, not a curated record. Bases 154 to 786 code for a protein of 210 amino acids. NCBI's taxonomy places the organism in Eukaryota, Metazoa, Chordata, Mammalia, Perissodactyla, Equidae.
GCGCGGAGAACUCUGCAAAACAAGAGGCUGAGGAUUGCGUUAGCGAGAAACCAGUUCACGCCGGAGCCCUUGGAAGGAAGCGUCUCUGCCGGACCGGCCGCUUGGCGGGACUCUGAGGAAAAGCUGCCACCAGGUGGACGCCGCUCGGUGACCAUGGGUAAAGGAGACCCCAACAAGCCGAGGGGCAAGAUGUCCUCGUACGCCUUCUUCGUGCAGACCUGCCGGGAGGAGCACAAGAAGAAGCACCCGGACUCCUCCGUCAACUUCGCCGAGUUCUCCAAGAAGUGCUCGGAGCGGUGGAAGACCAUGUCUGCCAAGGAAAAGUCAAAGUUUGAAGACAUGGCAAAAAGUGACAAAGCUCGUUAUGACAGGGAGAUGAAAAAUUAUGUUCCUCCCAAAGGUGACAAGAAAGGAAAGAAGAAAGAUCCCAAUGCUCCUAAAAGACCUCCAUCUGCCUUCUUCCUGUUUUGCUCUGAACAUCGCCCAAAGAUCAAAAGUGAACACCCCGGCUUAUCCAUUGGGGAUACUGCAAAAAAAUUGGGUGAAAUGUGGUCUGAACAGUCAGCCAAAGAUAAACAACCGUAUGAACAGAAAGCAGCUAAGCUAAAGGAGAAAUACGAAAAGGAUAUUGCUGCAUACCGUGCCAAGGGCAAAAGUGAAGCCGGAAAGAAGGGCCCUGGCAGGCCAACAGGCUCAAAGAAGAAGAAUGAACCAGAAGAUGAGGAGGAAGAGGAAGAGGAGGAAGAAGAUGAAGAUGAGGAGGAAGAGGAAGAGGAUGAAGAAUAAAUGGCUAUCUUGUAAUGUGUGUGGAGUGUGCGUGUGUGCUCAGGCAAUUAUUUUUGCUAAGAAUGUGAAUUCAAGUGCAGCUCAAUAUUUAGCUUCAGUAUAAAAACUGUACAGAUUUUUGUAUAGCUGAUAAGAUUCUUUGUAGAGAAAAUACUUUUUUUAAAGUUCAGGUUGUAGCUUUUUGAGGGGCUACUACAUACAGUUAGAUUUUAAAGCUUCUGAUGUUGAAUGUUUCUGAAUAUUUAAUGGUUUGUUUAAUUUCUUGACUUGUGUAUGGUAGCACAGCAAACUCGUAGGAAUUAGUAUCAAUAGUAAAUUUUCAGUUUUUUAGAAUGUUGCAUUUUGUUUUUUAAAAAAAUUUUUGUAAUAAAAUUAUGUAUAUUA